AUGGUUGAAGAUCUCUCAGUGAACAUUACCAUCGCCAUCCAAAUGCUUGAUAAUGCUGAAGUUGGUGGCGCGCCCCAGCGAGUGAACGUUGGCACUGUAGUCAUUCUUGGAGACCACGAUCAGGACUUAAUACGCGUCGACGUCCUCGGAUCUUUUUAUACCAUCAUCCGCAACGCGUACUCCUCACAGCCCAUAGACAUUGCUCAUCCUAUUGUCGAACAGGAGAUACUGAAGUAUGGGCCUUCCGACAAGCUUGUCCUCUAUCUAGAUAGUCCUCCUUCGCAGGAGAAUUUAUUCACUCAGGUGCGCCGAGACGCUGCGCGACAAAAAAACCUCACGCGAGCCAGUAUACAGCUCCUUCAACUCGAGAAUCGCGUGAACAGUAACCUACGAGUCCGGAAGCAGCAUCUCCUUGGCGUCCGCAAGCAUCUGAAAUCAGCUUUCUAUUGGUCUUUGGCUGAUCGACAAGCUUUUGCGCAGUAUUUUCAAGCCAAAAAGGCGAAGGGCCUAGUAGCAGAAGGAUCUCGUACCGAAGUUGAUCCGAGCCUUCCGGCGAUUGAGAAUUUCUCAAGGCCUGCCGGCACCAUCAUUACAAAGCUACUUUCGAACGUCGGCAAGUCAGAACCACGCAAAGAGCCUAGGAGUUUCAAGGACUCAACUUCUAUGAUGGACUUGGCGGCGAUGCGAGAGCACAUUCAAUCCCUUUGGCAGGCCAACUUUGAUCCAAGGAACUACACCGAACGCAGCUAUGUCCAUCAAGGCUCCAUUCGGACAGACGGGUUUCGUCUGCAGAUCCGAAACGUUGUGAAGACUCAGCAGGAUGUUAUCGACCUUUGGGGUUGCGCACUCGAUCAGAUCAAGAUUCUGAGUAUCGAUCUGGGCCAAGCGUGUGUCGUGGGUGCCAGCCUGCUGCUGCCCGAAGACCAUGACCCCGGCAGCGCGACGACGGUGACUGGAGAAAAAUGCGAUGACGCGGAUAUGGCCAGCCCCUCCGAAGACGCCUCUCAGCCUCAGGUCCCCGCGACUUUUCGUAAUCUCGCAGUCAAGCAAAAGGCCGUCUAUCAGCCUACAUUCAAGCAUCGAAGAUGGAUGGAAGAGCAGAAGAAUAUCGUGCUAGGCAAUGGAAUCGAAUCCAUCAGCAACAUUGAAACUAAACUAUCACCACUGCGCGGCCAGGGUAUUAGCUUCACGAACCAUGUCGUAGAGCUGGAGAAAGUGGAAGAGCGACUACAGGAGUUCUACAACGGCAACAAUCGGUUCAAGAAGCACAAGUGGGACGCAAGAAGAGCGCGGGAUGCCGAAUACAGAUUCAUUACAGAGAGUCUUCUCAAGGCAGUUGGAGGAAACAUCGGCAGGAAAAGGGAUGAGACUAACAAGGUUAAUGAUCGGAGUCGGCCUAGGCAAGUUCUCGACAAAGGCCAGGCUUUCCUCAUUGCACGAGUCUUUCAGUCCUACUUUGGCCAGGUCACUUGGAUACAUCGUGGUUAG
Molecule: messenger RNA, 1488 nt
Organism: Gamsiella multidivaricata
Lineage: Eukaryota; Fungi; Mortierellomycota; Mortierellomycetes; Mortierellales; Mortierellaceae
Exons: 6
Coding region: 1-1488 (495 amino acids)
Source: RefSeq, a predicted model, not a curated record